AUGGUUUUGGAAGAUGGUUCAAAUCCUAUAGAAACCAUUAAACAUCCUGGGGAAUUUGAUACAAUGUUGAAAACAGUUUUAUAUCCUAAAGACUUCGAUUCAGUUUCAGGCUGGAUACCCGAUGUUGGUGUUGGAAGUGUUUUAAAAGAACCGAUAAGAAAUGUUCCAAACGAUGCGGAUGAAGCUAGAAUGAGAGUUAUUACUCGAAACAAAAUAGAAAGAGUAGGACGAGCAGCUAAUCAUGGAUUCGAAACACGAGUACUUCAGUAUAACAAUGUUGUUGAGAAUAAUAGAAAACCUGCGGGUGAAAGAGUUAUGACAGACAUUUGUUAA
This is a messenger RNA of Lottia gigantea (owl limpet), 333 nucleotides long. RefSeq lists its product as hypothetical. NCBI's taxonomy places the organism in Eukaryota, Metazoa, Mollusca, Gastropoda, Lottiidae. Bases 1 to 333 code for a protein of 110 amino acids. The transcript has 2 exons. The record is from RefSeq and is a predicted model, not a curated record.